This is a messenger RNA of Syzygium oleosum, 2686 nucleotides long. Its product is annotated as IQ domain-containing protein IQM1-like. The transcript is spliced from 9 exons. NCBI's taxonomy places the organism in Eukaryota, Viridiplantae, Streptophyta, Magnoliopsida, Myrtales, Myrtaceae. The coding region runs from base 635 to 2281 and encodes 548 amino acids. The record is from RefSeq and is a predicted model, not a curated record.
UGGAAAAAGAUGUGACCAGAAAAAUCCCAGAGCGGAGAUUUUACGGUCGCAGCAGAUCAACCGUGUUCUUUCAUGGAAACCUCUUCUGAUCUCCCCGCAGACUCUCUCUCUCUCUCUCUCUCUACUUUCUUUGACUGCCCUUCUCUCUCUAAAACCCAUUUCCAUAUAAGCGUCCUCGAGCCUCUCCUGUUCUGCAUCAUCUCGCUUCACGGCAAGAACAGCAGCCCCCCCUCACCAAAUUUCUGUCAUCUCCUUUCGUCUCCAAAGGGUUGUAGCAUAGACGCCUUCGAAAUUCUCACCGACUUUCCAUUCCCACCUUUGAAUUCCUCGCACAGCUCGUGCUUUUCAAAGCCCCCCACGUUGAAAUCAACUCGAGCACCCCCCGUCCCGUUCAAAGGGUCUUGAUCACUGUGCGCAUUUGAAGGUCUCGUAGACCCUCCCUCCUCUUCUUCCCUCUGGGGCGUGCGAGUAUAAAAGGGGGAGCUGGGGUCUGCGUCAGGCAUAUCUUGUGAAGAAAUUGAUCUUUCGGCUCUCAGAGGAACAGCUUGUUCGCGAGGGAAAAGAAACUAAAAGAAAAGAGAAUUUCUGGGUUCAGUUCUUGAUUCUGGACUAAGAGGUCAACGCUGAAAUUUGUAUGGGUUUAUCGCUCUCCUUGCUCAUAUCUGCUUGGCACGAAAUUGUUGCUCAUUGGUGUGUCAAAUUGGUCCACAACAUCAGUUUAUCUCCCAGGCAGCCAGAAGCGAUUGCCUUGAGGACAAAUAGCUUGAAGAGAACAAAUCUACAGGUCAUGACCAAUUCAGUUGCCUCCGGCAAGACCAAUUCUAAGAAUUCCAUUAAACUCAAAAGCUGCAAGCCCGACAACGUGGUUCUCGAACGAACCCUCUCUUUUGAGAAUUUCUUACAUGGUAAAGAAGCUAGCCAGGCUUCGGAUAACUUAAAAGUCAUAGAUGGUCCGACCUGUAAACCGGCCAGAGGAUUGUCCCUCCCUCAACCUGUGAUAUUUUUCUCGCCGAGACCUAAAAGCGAGCUCGAUGCCGCGGCCGUUAAGGUGCAGAAAGUGUACAAGAGUUACAGAACAAGAAGAAACUUGGCAGAUUGCGCGGUCGUCGUCGAGGAGCUCUGGUGGAAGGCAAUAGACUUUGCAGCCCUGAAGCAUAGUUCCGUAUCAUUCUACAAGGAUGAUAAUAAGCCUGAAACUGUUGGUUCUCGGUGGGCGAGGGCAAGAACUAGAGUCGCCAAGGUAGGAAAAGGUUUGUCAAAAGACGAGAAUGCUCAAAAGCUAGCAUUACAGCACUGGCUUGAAGCUAUUGACCCACGGCAUCGUUAUGGCCACAAUUUGCAUCUCUACUAUGAUGUGUGGUUCAGAAGCGAGAGCACACAGCCUUUCUUCUACUGGUUGGAUGUUGGACAAGGCAAAGAUAUAAAUCUCGAAAAGUGCCCAAGAAGUGUUCUGCAUAAGCAAUGCAUCAAGUAUCUCGGACCUAACGAAAGAGAAGCCUAUGAGGUGAUAGUCGAAAAUGGGAAACUCAUGUAUAAGAAAAACAGCGAUCUUGUGGACACCGUGGAAGGUUCAAAGUGGAUAUUUGUACUUAGCACGUCGAGGGCCUUGUAUGUGGGUCAAAAGAAGAAAGGCAUGUUUCAGCACUCCAGUUUUCUUGCCGGUGCCGCCAUCACCGCAGCCGGAAGAUUGGUCGCCCAUAACGGGAUUCUAGAGGCUAUUUGGCCAUACAGUGGGCACUACCACCCAACAGAAGAGAACUUCAGGGAAUUCAUCAGCUUCUUGGAGGAGCAUCAUGUAGACCUCAGCAAUGUCAAGAGGUGUGCGGUGGACGAUGACAAUCCUUCAUUCAUAAACUCCAGUGAGGACUCAAAACACGGAACAAGCGAGGCCGCCGUGGAAACCGCCCAAUCGGAUGCCCCGGGAGCCGUUGACUUGGUUGCCAAGCCAGAGGAGCCGACCGUCAAACCUGGACUUCCGCAAGAAAAUGUCACGAAUGCCCGUGCCAAGACGGAACAGCCGGUGUUUGACCUUGCCAAGCGCAUGUCGUGCAAGUGGUCGACAGGGACCGGCCCCCGCAUCGGCUGCGUGAGGGACUACCCCACGGAGCUCCAGUCGCGGGCACUGGAGCAGGUUAACCUCUCUCCGAGAGUUGCCCCCGGGGCCUUCGGGAGUUACGGUCCGAUCCCUUCCCCGCGUCCCAGCCCAAGGGUCAGGUUGUCCCCGCGGCUUUCUGGUAUGGGCCUCCCGAGCCCGAGGACCAUCAUUGCUUCAGCUAACUGAGUUCGUUCAACGAGGGGACGGGCUUCGAUUGUUGUGGCAUUGGGCUGGACCAUAGUCCAAUAACUUUUGAUGGCUGAGGCACUUGUAGUUCUGUUGCUCUCAGCUCAAGAUUCUAAUUUCUAGGGAAAAAUAAAAGGGAAGAACCUAUAGUAGGGAAAGAGAGUUCAGGGACUAACCCCAUUUUUUCAUGUAUCUAAGUCAAUUGCUUUGUUCAUUCAAGUUGUUAUUACCCGAUCGUGGCUCUGUUUCCACGUUCUUUUUUGGAUACCUAAUCCGUGCCACCCUAUCUUUUCUACUUUUCAAGAUGAGGGCUGUAAAAGUUAAGUUGAUGAAGAAGCUCGAAAUCUGUUUGCAAGUUCAUUGACUGAUGUUCCAGUUAUAAUAAAGGGAUCCAUCUAUUUCCCA